This is a messenger RNA of Cladophialophora immunda, 6558 nucleotides long. RefSeq lists its product as uncharacterized. The coding region runs from base 164 to 6241 and encodes 2025 amino acids. The transcript has a single exon. Gene Ontology annotation, biological process: anaphase-promoting complex-dependent catabolic process; metaphase/anaphase transition of mitotic cell cycle; protein K11-linked ubiquitination. Lineage: Eukaryota; Fungi; Ascomycota; Eurotiomycetes; Chaetothyriales; Herpotrichiellaceae. Gene Ontology annotation, cellular component: anaphase-promoting complex. Gene Ontology annotation, molecular function: molecular adaptor activity. The record is from RefSeq and is a predicted model, not a curated record.
CGCGUCGGCGCCUUUCGUUCACCUCAUCACCGCACCAAAAAUGUGCUUGAACACAAUAUACCACUGGGGGUACAUGGCACUUCUGCAAUAGACAUGCUUGUCGACUCUAAUCCAUUCCGUCUUACCCUCAUGUCUGUCGACCCGCCUCCGUCACUCCAGAGCCAUGAGUUCAAUCCAGUCGCUCGGCCUCCAUGAGCCCAGCGCUCUAUCCUACCUUAUUGCCGCUUCGAUCCUGCCCCCAGAUCCUCCAAUCUCACUGUAUAAAUGGACACUCUCGCGCGUGUACGACAAACAUGCUUCGAGUUUCGUGGAAGAAGAGAUUCUCAUCACAGAACACUGCGUGGUAUGGUCCAGGAACGGCGCAAUUGAAAGAGCGCUGAACCUCAGUGUCGAGGGGGAAACUAUUCUCCAUGCUUUUGUCACUCGGUUUGACCAGCCUGGAAAUCACGAAAAGAGCAGUCAACAGCAGCAUGAAUCUGUGAAGUUGUCGGAGCGUGGUCUGGUGGUGGUGUUCAAGACUCAGGUCCACAUAUUCCUUCUCUCCGGCGAUAGCUAUGUUUUCCCUCUCUCCUUUGAGGUCGAGUCUGCGUUUCCUUACCCAUCUGGAUUCAUUCUACAGCGGAAAUUGGGAGAUAGGGAAUCUGGUGGCUACGUUGAACAUGUCCACCAUGAUCUCAGUACCAUCAACGAGACCCUGACUUCCAUCGGUGGUAACAGCUCGAGGCCGUCACUGGUCCUGCCAGAAAAGCGGCACUCAGACCCUAGGCUGAUAUCUACCAGCACUAAUGGCAUCCCUCGGACCUUUUCGUUGACUGAAAUCAUGUCGGAGCUGGGUCUCGUGGUGUGGAGCCCGAACCGGAAAGGCGAAGCCCUCGAAGAAUGUAAUGCUCUUCCUCGCUCGGAGAAGUUGAUCUUCAUCACGGCUGGGGACGAACUCGGCCCUGAAAGCGCGAGCGAUCGACCUGUCUGCAUGGCUUUGACCUUCAACGAAAAAAAUGCUACUUUCACAGUCUGGCAUGUGAGCGGAGAUGCCAUGACAGGGCAGCAACAACCACGAAGUAAGAAGGAUAGCAACACCAAAACUCGCGCGUCUCUGAGGAAGAGUUCAAACAUCUAUGGGCGAGACCCCAACACCCUCAGGGAAAGCCUUUUAGGCUCCCGUCCUUUGCAUCCUGAGGGUGGGCCGUUUUCGUCUCUGGAGGAGCAGAAAUCCUUUCCAGUAAAUGACCUGGCUUCUCAACUAGGUCCCGAGUUUGGCGACGUUGGGGUGCAAACCCGGUCAGCCCGCAGAGUCAGCUCAAUGCUAGCGCGCACAGAUUUGGGUUCUGCAGCAGAUCGAAAUACGUUCAACGAUCUAGCAAUGGGCCAUGCAGGCCGGCAGAGUCUAAAUAGGGCAGGCAGGCGAGGCGAAUCAAUCGGGAGUUUCAACGAUCGGCAGAGCUUUGGUUUUCGACGAAGGAGCUCUUUCCCGACAAAUGCAUCUAUUUUCAGCAAUGGCACCUCGUUCCUGGACAUUUCAGCUCGGGGGCUCCUAGAAGAAUUCGACCCAUUGCGGCAAUCUACACGUCUCGAAGAUGAUACUUUUGACGGCUCGGAAACCAACUUACCCAGAAGUGUCGGUUUCUUCAAAGUCAAAAGCUUUCCUAGGCGACAACCAUCUCCUGAGUCCAAUUCAGCGGUCGAGAUGAAAGUUUUGCAGUUGAGCCCUGGUAGCCCCUUCGAGCAAGGUGGUAAGCGAACAAGAGACGUCCACCUUUGCGUGAUGGACAAGAGCACCCAGGAGAUGACCAUAGUCAGGGUUCUGGUGAAGAGACAUAUCCAGAGCAAUACAAGAAAGUCGACCGUGUCCAAGCAUUCGUUUGAGCUCAAAGUUGCUGAAAUUAGCAGGAUUCCGGGUAUAAAGGAUGCAUGCACAGUCGUGGAUAGAUCUAUCCAGCGAUUAGUCGUCCUCACGCAGUCCCGGUCACAGAUUGUCGGCUUGCAACUCGAAUCGCCGUGGUCUCCGUCCUUCGAAAUCGGACUUCCUACUCGUUACGCAAUCUACGAUCCGUUUUUGAGCUCUCAGUCAUCUAGCCCGAGAAAGGAUAAAGACACAGGAAUUAGGCGGGUCAUACCAGGAAAAGAUGUCCAGAUCCAAUCCUUGCUCAGUUCAGGUAUUCAAGCACAGAUCUAUGCGAUUGAUCAAGACAAGCGCAAACAUGCGCUGGGAAUCCGACUUGCUCCGCGAGAUCCUCUCGUUCACAAGGUUCUCAAGAUGUGUGACAUGGUGCUAGGAUCAAACCAACAGGAGAGCCUGCUCGUUGCAUUUUGGGAGGUCUCGAGGUGGUUGAAAGGCAGGGAACCACCAGUGACCUCUGAAUGGACCGCAAUGCUGGUGGUGCUCUUCUCGCUCGGAGUGCCUUUCAUCAGCAGUCAACAUCCACAGUCCACACCCACGCGGCGUCGAACCAAAACUGCUCUCCUUCGCUCCAGCAGUGGAAGUGCCAUCGACCUUACGAAUUACGACCUAAUGCAUCAUGCAGAUGACGAAAUACCCCAGAGAUUUGGAAUGCAAGGACCCGCUUGGGAGUGGGUUUCGCAGAAGCCUCAUGGUACAACGACAGUCACCCCCAAAUCAAAGCACUCCCGUGCGGCGAGCACGGCGUCUUUCCACGAAAGUCCUCCUGAUAAGAAGAACGCAUUUUUGAUUGGAUGUAUAGCACUGGCAAGAGAGUAUACUCAGACUCCCACAGGGGAAAGUGCCCUCGGACCCGAGGGCUAUCUGCCGACUUCGAUCAACAAGGAGCGAGAACAACGAUGCAAUGCCAUACCCAGCAUUCUACUCGGUCUGCAUCUCCUUUAUGAAGAAGACAAACUCAAUAUAAUGGCAAAUCCUGGUCGGAAAGAUGCAAGGAACAGUUUGUUGAUUGUUCUUGUUCAGCUGGGGCGUUGGCUUGGAUGGAAAGACUGGACAUCUGGGAGUUCCACCUAUUAUGAACACGAAUCGGCGGAAGUCACUGACUAUUUGUACGACGAGUCAUUACUUGAUGGUCUGCGAAUUCCAGCCCAACCGUUUCCGCCGCCGUCAAUCUACGAUCAUUUUGAAAAAUGGAUCAUUGGGAACCCGCCUGCUCCAUUUUUGACGUUGACUCGUUUGUCUGGUUUUCCUGAGCUGAGCCACCAUGAUCACCCAUUGUGGUGGCAGGCAGCAGACCUGACGCCCCGAACGUUGGCUCUUCUGUCCCUCAUGGAUCAAGCGAAGGAUCAGCUCAGUCCCCAGAGAGCAAUUACAGUUCUGCUUCGGUCAGGGUUUAAUGAGCGCAUCUUGAGCACUCUUCCGGACGGGGUAGCAGCUGCUUUCCAUCAAACAAUUGCGUCGAACCGGUACAGGGCGGACAAAAUUGGGGACCAAGUGAAUCAGCUUGUUCUGGGACGAAGCGUUACAGUUCAACGAGGUGACGAUCUGUCUCACCACCCAUAUAAAUCACAGUUGUCACCAUCGUCGCACGAAGCUCUGAAGGACUAUCACGCUGUCUGUUCAUCUGCAAUCGAAGCGGAAACACUUCAAAGAUGGGACGCAUCCUCCGAGGCCGACCGGCAUGUUAUUAGCAAGUUGAUAUUCAAUGAGGACCGCCGCUUCUCAGAAGCUUCCAAACUAGUCAACCAGACAAGACCUCCAGUGGUUGAGUGCACGCCGGAGCCCGGCUGGAGCGACGUGGAGUUGUUAGAGGCGCAAAAGGAACUGGCGCAACACGUUACCCGGAGGACAUUGUCUGUGGCUGCAGGACGAGGGAUGAUGCAUUUUAAUGCUCGUGUCCCCUUGCUCACCGAAAGGGUGCCCAUACCUGCUUUUAGUCUGCAGUGUAUCAUGAAGCCUAGCAAUGCCGGUGAGGGUACUCAAGCCAUGACUUUCAGCGCCGACAAAGCCACAUUUACGGAAGAAAAAGUGUGUUGGGCAUUCUUUCACAACGGCGCUUCAAUGGGUCUCAUGAUCUCGAACGAUGCCAAAGGGAUUAACACCUCAUGGAUACUGUAUAACAAGCCGCCCGAAUUGACCAACCGCCACGCAGGGUUUCUGCUUGCUCUUGGUCUCAAUGGACAUCUCAAAACACUGGCCAAAUGGGUUGCAUUCAAGUAUCUCACGCCGAAGCACACUAUGACAUCCGUUGGACUCUUGCUCGGACUGUCAGCCUCUUUUCUAGGAACCAUGGACACUCUGAUAACGCGCCUGCUCUCCGUUCACGUCACCCGUCUCCUGCCGUCUGGUGCAGCUGAACUCAAUCUGUCUCCAUUGACACAAACCACUGGAAUCAUGGGAAUUGGACUCUUGUAUUACAAUUCUCAACACCGCCGCAUGUCUGAAGUUAUGCUAUCCGAGAUUGAAAACGAUGAUCCGGAAGAAGGUGUUGCAUUCGACAACGUCCUUCGCGAUGAGGGUUAUCGACUUGCGGCCGGAUUUUCUUUAGGUCUCAUAAAUCUUGGGCAGGGCAAACGCCUUCAUGGUCUUCAUGAUAUGGGUGUUGUCGAACGCCUUCUCACUAUCGCCGUGGGCACGAAGAAUGUGAAUAUGGUCCACGUCCUCGACCGCGCGACUGCGGGAGCUGUUAUGGCCAUUGCUUUCAUUUUUAUGAAAACCAAUGAUAGUGCAAUUGCAAAGAAAGUCGACGUUCCGGAUACCUUGCACCUAUUCGACUAUGUACGACCAGAUAUCUUCCUCCUCCGAACUCUUGCUCGGCAUCUGAUAAUGUGGGACUCGAUUCAACCCACGAACGAUUUUAUCCAAGCCUCCCUUCCCGAGCCCUACAGACCGAGAAUUGAUUUGAAGGCUACGAAAUUUCUGAGCACUGAAGACAUGCCAUUCUUCAACAUUGUUGCCGGGAUCUGCUUCGCAAUCGGGCUGAGGUUCGCAGGUUCUCAACGACACGACGUCCGCGAUCUCCUCGUCUCUUACCUGGACCAAUUCCUCCGUCUGAGUCGUCUACCCGCGCAUAACUACGAUUCGCGAAUUACGCUGAAUAGUGUGCGUAACUGUCUCGAUACCCUUGCCCUCUCUUCAGCCACCGUUAUGGCCGGAUCCGGCGAUUUGAUCAUCAUGCGCCGUCUGCGUGCCCUUCAUGGACGUACCGAUAGAGACACACCAUUCGGAAGCCACCUUGCCGCACAUAUGGCGCUCGGUGCAUUAUUCCUAGCCGGUGGCACACGUACCUUCGGAACCUCAAAUCUAGGGAUCGCGAGCCUGUGUAUCGCCUUCUAUCCGAUCUUCCCAAAUGACGUCCUCGACAACCGCGGCCACCUUCAAGCUUUGCGACAUCUAUGGGUGCUUGCCGCUGAGGGGCGGUGUCUCGUCGCAAGAGACGGUGACGCAGGUGGCUCCGUCUCGGGAGGCAUGACUGGUCGCAUCUCUUUAAAAAAUGGUGAGACGCAGUCAAUUCGCUUGCCUGGGUUGAUACCGGAGUUCAGCACCAUCAAAUCCAUUGAUAUCAAGGGUGAAGGCUUCUGGGAUGGGCAUCUUGAUUUCGACGCUGGGGGCAAAACGCUGAGAGAAAAGAUUAAGAGCGAAAAUGCCGUGAAUGUUGUCCUUCGGCGCCGCACGGCGUACGAUGAGCCCCCGAAGAAUCUUUUCACGGCAGAGUUGCAAGCCAAAGCUUGGGCGAUGGGAAUUCCGAGUGUUGACCCUAACGCAGUUCCUUCUUAUACUAGUGCGGUCGUCACCAGCGCUACAUCCGGAGUUGGCCUUACCACGAGCUUUGCAAAGACGGCAACCCCGAACCCGUUCGAAUGGAUGUUCGAAAUCGGGUCUCUCAAGGACUUUGAUCAUGCGGAACGAGCGCUGAUCCUAGGCCCCACACUUAUAGACGCCAAAGAAAUGAGCAGAGUCACGGUCGUGGAUUCCCGACUCGAGUUUGAGAAAGGCAUUCUUCCUUUUAAAUCUCACGGAGACCAAAAUUCUGGCGUAGAAAAGAGCCAGAUGGAUAAAGACAAACUAUGGCAGUUGAGGCUGUUGUUUGCCUGGUUUGAUCGGUGGGAGAGGGAGGAUGAGGAGCAUAAUCGAAGAGAACAAACGACUGGGCGACACCCAAAAAGUCCUGGUAGGGAUACCGAUGGGGAUCAAGAUCCAGAUAAAUGGUUCUCGAACAGUGGGGCCAGCUGGCUGAGAAAAGAGGUGAUCGAAAAGCUGAGAUGGAGGGUGUGGAAUCUGGCUACAGGCUCUGCGGAUGAGAUCGACGAGGCCGGGGACGCUGACACUACCGAGAUGUUGUGACGACCACGACCAACGACCUCCGCAUGGCGACGACCUUGAAGACUGGAUGAGGGUCAAUCCCUUGUAAUCUCGGGAAGGCGCCCAUUUACGCCAUGUAUCAUUGCGAAGGAGUAUUUUUACGCCCUUCCUCUCCCUCUCUACGAGAUUCGCGCGCUCCGGGGAAAGAAAAAGACAUUAUGGCAACGUGUUAAUGACAAAAGCUGCAUUCAUGGAUGGGUUUGGACCAGACCGGCGUUUGCGCAAAACGCGAUGGCUUCACGCACAAUGUCCUACAUACCGAGCAAAAUUGCCGAUAGAAAUAUCAAAUAUCAUCAUCG